UGUCUGUGCGUUUGUGAACUGCAGAGUUCGCUUUGAAUCUUUAGCCAGUUGAUCGCCUUAAAUCUUUCGGAGGAGUCUUUUAUUUUAUGUGUGUGUGUGGGUUUUUUUUUUAAAUAAUGUUUUGAGAUUUGAGAUUCACACCGCAAGACUGCGCUGAUUUUUGGCACCUGGAGAACGGAAUUUGUGCCACACUGGAGCUUUCUGGUGCGCGCCGGAGGACGAUCCACGGGGCAAUACAGAGAGGAGACAGAGCSUUUUGCUGAACGCAUGUCCCCGCAUGGCCUGAAUACAAAUAAAGCAUAAGCAGCUGGUGUAUAAGCUGCACCACUCUCCAAUUUACCCAAUAAGCGUGUGAUUGGUGUGGAGAGUCACCUCGCAGGAGCAGCAGCAGCAGCAGCAGUGCGCACUCUCCAUUUGACGUGGAUCUGCUCUCUGCCGGUUUUUCUCAUAAAGCAGUAAUACCCCACCGACUGAACCCAGCUUGAGGAGCUAAAAGUUUUUUUGUUUUUUUUUUGUAUUCUUGCUUGCAUCGGCUCGGUACCAAUGAUGACUGAGAACAGUGAGAUGGAGAGCGACUCGCAGCUCCAGCGCUCCCCAAACAACAUGCCCAUCCAGCCGAUGACAUCCAAGCUCCAGAGAUUGAAACGCUCGCUGUCCUUCAAGACCAUGAUGCGAAGCAAGAGCGUGGAGAACUUCUUUCAGAGGUCCUACAGCGACGCUCGCCUGCCCGCCGACUUUAUCACUGACCCACCACCGCCUUCUCCACCACUGCCACCGGGCUCCCCUCUCGUUGGCGAACGCUCACCCUCCAUUUCACCGUCUCUUAGCCCCAACCCCUCCAUCUGUUCCCACUCACCGUCUCUCAGCCUUUCUCCAUCACUGCCUGCAAAGCCUCCCCGAGCUCAGAUUAACCACUGUUUUCAGGACCACAUCUUUCGGAAGCCCACCAACUGCCAGCACUGCAAGCACAUGAUAGUGGGAAACUCCAAACAAGCUCUGCGGUGUAAAACAUGCAAGAUGGCUGCUCACCUGUGGUGCACAUCAGAACUCUCGCAGCAGCAAUGCCAUGGGAAGUCCGGAGCGUUCAAGCGAAACUUCAGCUCGCCGAUGCUCGUCAAUGACCAAUUGGCUGUCGUCAAGGAAGUUCAGCCAAGCCAGGAGGCUGCGCGGAUGCGUGUAGACCCCGUGUAUGCCGCCUUACGCUACGGGACGUCCUUGGCACAGAUGAGCCGUUCCAGUUUUGGCAGUUUAUCAGAAUCGCCAACACGCAGCUUGGGGGAGGGAGGUGAGGAGAGACAGUGCAGCAUGGAGGAGGAGAUAACUCAGGAGACAGGGGAAAUUCUCGCGCCGCUUCCAGACACCGCUGAUCCAGAUGCCGCCGAUCCAGAGCAAGAGAUGGAGGAGGUGGUGGAGCAGAGCUGCGAGCAAGCAGAGAUUCCUGCAGAGGACAGCAGUUCAAAGGUGCCCAAGCGCAUUGAAGUCCACUCCAUCCACACCUAUGUAGCACUCUACAGGUUCCUGCCUCAGGAGCUGAAUGACCUGGAACUACAUCCUGGCGAUCGGGUGCAGGUCACAGACGACUCUAAUGAGGAGUGGUGGAAGGGUAAAAGUGGUGACAGAGUCGGCUUCUUCCCUGCCAACUUUGUGCAGAGGGUCCGACCAGGCGAGCGGGUCUGGCGGGUCGUGCAGAGCGUUCCCGGAAACAGAGAAAAGGGACACAUGGCAGUGAGAGAGUCGCAGAUUUGCGUUGGGAAGAGAGAAGAUGGGGAAAUUUUUCUGAAGCUGAGCAGUGGAAAGAAGAGAGGCCUGGUCCCUGCCGACUCCAUAGAGGAGAUCUGAACAUUAUUUCACUUUUACACUUCGACUCAAACUGUCUGCACCGCACUCUGCCCCGCUCUCUGGAGAAAUGACCAUCCAAGUCUCUGCAACCGCACAGAAACAUGCGCACUCCUGCCAAGAUCCGACGCCACCGUCUCUGACAAGCGGUUGUUUUCUCAGAGCAUUUAUUGGACUGCUGUCCUGCACCCGAGGACGGCGAUUGACUCAACAUCUUAGACAAAGGGAAGCAGAGGUAAAUGUGGCUUUGAAUAUUUGGAUCGCGUUCAGUUUUGCCCCGUCAAAAACACUUUUCCCGACUGUGGGAGGACGUUGAAUGCUGUUAUGGGAACAUCAUGCUUGUGUCAGUGUCCUUUUUCUUGCUUCUACCCACUCGCUGUGUCUCAUCACUAUCUGCUCAUUUCAGGGCUUUUUUCCCUUGGGGCUGUUAUCAUGUAUUACUGCUGCAACUGCAGACUUUUUUUUGCAAGGAACAACCACUGCCAUUCACUGAAAGCUACACUGCCAUUAGAGAAACUUCCGGAUGAGGUGGAAGGAGGUAAUGCAAAUUUAAAGCCAGUGCUUUAACUGAUAAAUGUAAAAAUGCAGAAAAUGAAUCCAUUUUUUAAGAAAAAUUGAAGGCUCCAACGACAUUGUCACAGAUGUUUAAAUCCGUUUUUUUUCCAGUACAUAGAAAUAUUUAAAGUCAAAGGAAGUUAAAAGAAUCGAACCGUGUGAACAGGGGUGUCCAAAAUGCGGCUCGGGGGCCAUUUGUUACCCUUGGGCUGAUUUUUUUGUGGUCCAACUGCAGUUCAAGAAUGAUACAAAUUAAUUUACUAAACUUCCUCUUAUAAAUCAGGGUAUGGUUUUCUUGCAAUGAAAAAUGCUGAGUAUAACAAUUUUGGUUGCAAAGUACUUUGCAACCAAAAUUUUAUAAGUGGCACCAGGUGUAUCCUGAGGCUUUUACCGAGAAGCCAACUUUACCAAACUUUACCUUUACCAAACUCAGCUUUUAUUUGAUACGUUAAUCUUGGCUAAGUAUAGCAAUCAUUUUGAAAGAGUGUGACCCAAAUCAUUAUUUUAUAACAAAGAUAACAUUAGUUCAACUGGGCCUAAAAGAAAUUGUGCAAAAUCCUAGUUAUCCCAGUCUCUGGAUCUACCAUGAAUUUUUGUUGAUCUUUUCAUUUUGUAUUCUUUGCCCGCAUGUACUUCUGACUUCAUGAAUUUGGUCCGAGUUACAAAAAUGUUGGUUCCUUCACUGAUGUCAAUAUUUUGAAGCUUUAUGUGAGCGUAGAGAAAGAAGGAAAAAAGAAAAAAGGUGUCAACAAGUGUGGAAGUUCGAAGCGGAAGACUCAGUUCUCCUGUUUUCACACACCAGCUCGCUGCGCACAUGAAGGUUUGGCGCCCGCUGGGAUUCGUUCGAGGUCCGCUGCGGGCGUCGCAAGCACUGCCCGGCGAUUUCUUCUUUUUCUAACAAGUUUACCGCUGCUGAAAACACAGCAGGAAAUAAAACGGAUCUGCAGCCAGCCGUUCCUGAAAGUAAAAGCAGCAACAUUUUUAGGGAUCUCUCUGGCUGUGACGAAGAGCCUAAGUUUCUCUGACAGUUCAGAGGAGGAGGCGGCACAGUGAGAGAGAUGACACGAGCGAUGAACCGCUAUGAGUCGGCGUGCGUCGAGGUAACACUGUACCCAUGGGAGCAUGGGAGUCAUUCAUUGAUCAAAUGUCAGCCCGCCUUCCUUCCCUCCCAGUUUGGCCCUUCUUGUCUUCUUGUUAUUGAUGUGACUGACUGGUCAGCUGUGAUAUAGAGUGAACACUUUUUUAUUUUUUUCGCUUGAAUCCCAGAACACUUUAGAUAGUUUAGACAUCUAUUAAUUUUGCAGCUAAUCUAAUGCGUUUCUUCAGCCAGGACCCUCCUCACCCCUUCCCACCAGCUAGGGGAAACACACAGUUUGCAUGUGAAAGACAAAGAAAAUGACUUGAAGUAGAAAAUACAUUAGAAGUCAUAAAAUAUCAUUUAGAUAAAAGAACCACUUUUUCAUCUGUAUUUCACACAUCAAAACUUGGAAAAGGUCUAAUCAAUAAGCAUUUUCUCCUGUAAAAAGUAAAAGUAGCGUUUUUUUUCCGAUUAUCACCAUUAUCUGUGUCGUCAAACAAAUAUUGCAACUUCACCAUGAAAUUCUCCAGGUUAUUUGUGUCUUUUUGUCAAAUAGCAGCAUUAUCUUACAGAAUAUCUGCAGCAUCCUCUUCAGGGAUUAUUAAAGAUGUGUAAAAAGCCUUAAAAUUAUUAUUUUUUUAAUGCGGAAGGAUUUAAAAAUGGAAAAAUAACUCAGAAGGGUCAAAUUCAUUGUUAAGGAUGACCACAAAUGCUACAAUACUGAGAUCCCUGACUAUUCCAAUCAAUUUCAAUUAAUUUAAAAAGUAACAAUGUUAAUGCAAUUUAACCCCUUUUUAAAAAAAAAAAAAAAAAAAAAAGGUUACCUCACUUUUUUUUAUCCGGGUCUUCGAGCACCGUUCAAAUUAAGGGUUGAUCUCCAGGAUAUUGCUUCCUGAAAGCAGCAGCUGGCCUACACUUACUCAUAUGUGUGGUCAGAGCAGUAAUUAAAGAAGGCACAAACACAUGGGACUGUGAAAGACAAGGUUGUUCCAGGACCCAAAAAACCAAGAUGGUAAAAAAACGGAAAGGGGUAAAAUCUUGGUGGCCUGGCGUCUCCAAAUUAAUUAGAUGCUCUCUACAUGCCAGCCGUCUGUUUGUAAAGUUUCUUCACAUUACUAGGACUUUAACCCCUUAACUGACAUCCUAAAAAUGCUUACAUGAAAAGCAAUGGGUUCACGAGGACAAAAAAAGUCAUCACAAUUAGAGCUGUGCCUUGGUCCAAUGAUACUGAAGCUAAGCCAUUCUGAGGUUGGAUUUAAAAAAAGAAAAGUAUCUAAUGUCCAAUGUUAAGUACAGUGGAGGGUCUAUGAGGCUGUGGGCAUGUUUCUGUUCCAUACACUACAUAAACUAUUUAAAAUACCAAUAUGUUUUGAAUAAUAGAAUCACUUAUGGAUCUUAUGUUACCACAUACGAAAAGUCUUUCAACAGGAAAACAUCUGUGCAAAUCAACAACAAAAACAAACCAAACUGGACUGAAAUAUAUUUCUCUUUCCAGCAAAACCUGAACUAGAACAUCUUUCCCACGGGUAACAGUAAUCAUGCAGAGGGCUGCGCAAAAGUGUAAGCUAACCCCGACAUGUACCAGCACCGUCUUGUUACUUUACUCCGCGUAAGUUUGUGUCGCAUUGCACUUCCGAGGUUUUCUAAAUGUAAAGUAAGCAUCUGUUGUCUGGUGUCACAAAGUCAAUGUUCCUCAACUUUACCUCAAUAAAAUGUCUUUACACAAA
Molecule: messenger RNA, 5196 nt
Organism: Poecilia reticulata (guppy)
Lineage: Eukaryota; Metazoa; Chordata; Actinopteri; Cyprinodontiformes; Poeciliidae
Product: SH3 and cysteine-rich domain-containing protein 2
Biological process (GO): skeletal muscle contraction; positive regulation of voltage-gated calcium channel activity; positive regulation of protein localization to plasma membrane
Molecular function (GO): protein binding
Source: RefSeq, a predicted model, not a curated record